AUGGAUAGAGCGGCGGCGGCGGAUCCUACCAGCACGGACGCCGAUGUCGAGCGGGCGAGCCCGCUGCUCCAAGGGGAGGCCGAGAGCUUGGUGCCUCUGCUGGGAGCUCGGGAACAGGAAGUGGGCAAAGACAGUAAGAGUAAUAAUAUCUACUCCAAGGCGCCCAAGAUAGUCUUGUGCCUGGUGUUCUUGGAAGUCACCGCUUUCUACGGGGUCUACCUGAACCUAAUCGUGUAUCUCCAGGACGUUCUUCAUGGCGACAGUGCCUCCAACGCGGCGGCCGUCAGUUUCUGGGCUGGAGCUAGCUACCUGAUGCCCGUGGUCGGCGCCGCCAUCGCCGAUUCUUGCUGGGGCAAGUACAAGACCGUGCUCGUUGGCCUCUCCAUAUCUCUCGCUGGGAUGGCCGUGAUCACGACAUCGGCUACGCUGCCGUCUCUGAGGCCUCCGCCGUGCGAGCACGGCACCGGCACGUACUGCGCCCCGGCGGCUCUGCACCAACGGCUGGUGUUCUUUGCGGGUAUAUACCUGUGCGCCAUCGGGAUCGGCGGGGCGAAGGCGGCCAUAGUCUCGUUCGGCGCGGAGCAGUUCGACGACGAGAACGGCAAGAACAUGGUGGAGAGGGAGAGGAAGGCCUCCUACUUCAGCUGGUACUACGGCGUGGGCAACCUGGCCAUGCUCACCUCGGGGACCCUGCUGGUCUGGGUCGAGGACAAGGUCAGCUGGGGGAUCGGGUACGGCGUCUGCGCGUCGUUCGUCGCGGUGGCCGUCGUCGCCCUCGCCGCGACUGCGCCCGUGUACCGGCUCGUGCCACCGGUGGGCAGCCCCUUGAAGGGCGCGUGCCAGGUGCUCGUCGCGUUCGCUCGCAAGGUGAACGUGAGAGUGCCUGACGAUGCCGCCGAGCUGUACGCGGAGGAGCAUGUCAAGGUGUCUUCGCAUCAUCCACCUCGCGAGUUGCUAGAGCACACGGAACAGUUCAGGUGCUUGGACAAAGCCGCGGUUGUCACGAGCGCAGACUUGGAAGACGGCAGCCCAUGGAGGCUGUGCACGGUGACCCAAGUGGAGGAGCUCAAGACGCUGCUGCGGCUGAUCCCGAUCUGGCUCACGUCGGCCGUGUACUUCGUCGCCAACACCCAGGCGCAGACCACCUUCGUGCAGCAGGGCACGAUGACGGACUCCAGGAUCGGGCGCGGCGCGUUCUCCGUCCCGGCCGCGUCGCUGACGUGCAUCGAGACGGCGUUCGUGGUGGCCUCCAUCGUGCUCUACAGCCGGGCCGUCGCGCCCGCGGCGCGCCGCUUCCUCUGCCGCGCGGAGGCGUUCACGCCGCUGCAGCUUAUGGGGCUCGGGCACGCCGCGGUGAUCGCCGCGGUGGCCCUCGCCGCGUGCGCCGAGGCGCGCAGGCUGGCGAAUGUCAGGGCCGGGGCAGCGCCCUUGCGCAUUGCGUGGCUGCUGCCGCAGUACGUCGUGAUAGCCGUCUCCGACGCGUCGCUCAGCGUCGGUCAGCUGGAGUUCUUCUACGACCAGGCGCCGGAGACGAUGCGGGGCGCAUCCACGGCAUUCUACUUCCUGUCGUGCUCGCUCGGAAACCUCAUUUGCUCGCAGCUGGUGACGCUGGUGGCGUCUGUGACCGCGACGGGCGGCAGGACGGGAUGGUUCCCGCCAAACAUGGACGAUGGGCACUUGGAUUACUACUUUAUGCUCAUUGUCGGCAUCACCGCAGUUAACUUUGCCGUUUUUGUGUACCUCGCCAAGAAUUACACGCCCAAGAGGGUUAGAUAG
Molecule: messenger RNA, 1776 nt
Organism: Miscanthus lutarioriparius
Lineage: Eukaryota; Viridiplantae; Streptophyta; Magnoliopsida; Poales; Poaceae
Source: the annotation of a GenBank genome assembly